AUGGCACGAAGAUAUUCACAGGAGGAGCUUUUACACCUGCGGGAGUCGCCUUUAGUGGUAAAACCAGAUGGCUUGCCUCCGAUAGAAGAAUGGGUGGGGUAUGUAUUCACUGCGUUCCUUACCCCUUCUCUUAUAUUAGCCUGGUUGAGCAAUGCUAAUGGUUAUUUGCCAACCCACAGACCGCUUGUGGAUGCAUCUACACAGAAGAAACAUACUGCCUCCAAAGAACAAACAAACCAGACCGAGUCUACUGCUUCAGCACAAGACAUCAUACUAGGACCUCCUAGAACAUCAUUUUCUUCUUCGACGAGAGGCUUUGGUAAAUUUAGUGAUCCCGAUAGGUAUAAUAGCUUGAAAUCUUCCGAUGGUGAUGGCACCAAAUCCGACCGUUUUCCACACCGUGAUAAAUUCCUGAAGGAUAAGGACUCGGUCGAUAGAGACAGAGACCUUGACAAGCGAGACUCCAAAUCUCAUAUUACAAAUGGCCGAAGCAGUGGACGUGAUGAUAAAGAUGAUUGGGGAACCCGGUCUAGACGCACCUUCGGCCAGGAAGAAACUGUUGACAGGAGAGUUAAACGAGAGGGAGACAGAUGGGAUAGCAGAGAAUUUAGAGAGCACCGUGAUCAACAGGAAGCUGGAAAUGAACGUGGCCAUCGUGGUGAGCAAGGCAAAUACCCUAAUCGGAGGGAUGUCCAGGGCAAAAGCCGUCACGAACAUCCCUCGUGGUUUCGUGAUGGUGAUUCCCAGGAGAAUGUUGAGCAGGAAGACGACAAAACUCCUAUACGAAAUCGGGAGUGGCGUCGUGGUGUGCAAGGCCAGGAUAGGGAUAGAGACAGGGACAGGGACUGGAACCGGUCUACAAAGCACGAACAAGACCCUGAAUGGAUGGAUUCAUCUAAUAAAUCAGACCACAAAGAAGCCCAUACCCAGGAAGACUUCCAAAGAUGGAAAGAGAGGAUGAAAUCGGGCGGUGCUCCGCCAUCGGAUGAAACGAAGAAGAAGGCUCCAGAGGCUAGCAGUAGCGUUGAGACGAAGCCAGCUGAAAUAAAGCGAACGGAGGGAGAGAUGUUUUCAAGUCUUGAACCAGCAUAUAAAGCUGAUGUUGGGUUUGAUGACUUUUUUGGGCCUUGGGGAGGCUCUAAGUCUACCCAAGAGCCAGGAUAUGGCAAUGUUGCUGCUGGAUCUGCCACAAAGGAGCCUCAAGCUGCAAAGCCAGCAAAGUCCUCCAGGUUUGCUGGGUUUUUUAAUUCUCCUACUGAAGCAACCCCUAAAGAAGCCGAGACUACAGUUUCUCAACCACGCCCAGUAUCGACUGAUGCCGAUCAAGAAGGCUUUCAGCGAAUCUUACAGCUCCUUGGUGGUAAUAAGUCUAGAAACUCUACACCUCAAGCUGAAGAAAUGAUGCGACCAAAGCCGACUCCACCCCAGCAAAUACAGCAAGAAUUUAGCCAUAUACCUGCUCCUACUGCGUCGCCACUUCAUGAUGUUAUCAAUCGACAGCCUUAUAUGGGCUAUUCCGAACCUCAUCGCGAGCAGACAGCCCAUGGGCUUGAGCAACUCAUUGCACAAAAGGCUCCCAAGGAAUCCCAGCCAUCUCCUUUUGAUUCCAAUCUUCUACUUCGUUUAAUGCAGCAAGCAAAAAUUGGUCAAUCCCACCAAGGCCAGAUACCAGCCCAAACACAACUACAAAACCCUGGUGCUCAAAAUAUGCCGGACAUGCAACCUAGGAACCAUGAGAUACCAAAACAGAAAAGCCCACUUUUCUUCGAUGACCCUGCCAUUGCAAAUAUGCAACGUCCAGAUCCAAAUGAUCCUCGAAGUCAACUUCGCCGUCGAGCCACGGGAGGUCCUCCUGGUUAUUAUGACGAAAUGCAAUUCCAGGGCCCUUCAAGUGGGAGUCACACUCCUGCUAACCCUCCUGGUCUUCGCACUACUCAGUCUGCUGUUCAACCAUCAAUGAACAUCCAACGCCCACCAGGCCUCGAACAGGUUACCUCUCCGGGAGGAUGGCCAAAUCCCCAGCAGCUGCAGCAAGGGCCAUCUGCUCAAUUUAUCGGACGUCCAGGAAUGCCUAACCCACCCCCGAAUCGUAAUAUCAACCAGAGUUACCCUCCUGUUCAGCAGAUGCCAAUGGCAGGGGGAAUACCUCCUCUUAACGAUAGGCAAGCCUUCCAGCGAGGUCCUGGAGCCGCUGGUCCCUCCAACUUUGGUCCUCCACCUGGUAUUGUCCCACCUCCAGGAUAUAUGGCUAUGAACCACCCCCCUCCUUCGGCCUUCCCCCCAAUGCCUCAUAAUCCUGAGGGUAUGAUGGGCCUUUCUCAUGGCCACCCUGCCCACUUCGGCGCAGGGCCGCAACCAGGUGUAGGAGGCCAUCAACCAUCAUCUCGACAGUUACUUGAAAUGUUCACGGGACAUGGUGGGGGUCCAGGAGACGGAGGCUAUUAUACGGGCUCUAACCUCCUUGGACUUUUCUUCUUCUUCCUCUCUUCUUUAGUUGGAUAUACUCAUAUUCAUCUAGCUGUAUAG
This is a messenger RNA of Trichophyton verrucosum HKI 0517, 2526 nucleotides long. RefSeq lists its product as uncharacterized. NCBI's taxonomy places the organism in Eukaryota, Fungi, Ascomycota, Eurotiomycetes, Onygenales, Arthrodermataceae. Bases 1 to 2526 code for a protein of 841 amino acids. The record is from RefSeq and is a predicted model, not a curated record. The transcript is spliced from 3 exons.